Aspergillus affinis is the source of this 1773-nucleotide messenger RNA. RefSeq lists its product as uncharacterized. Bases 1 to 1773 code for a protein of 590 amino acids. The transcript has a single exon. Lineage: Eukaryota; Fungi; Ascomycota; Eurotiomycetes; Eurotiales; Aspergillaceae. Gene Ontology annotation, molecular function: protein binding. The record is from RefSeq and is a predicted model, not a curated record.
AUGCCGAGAAACCUCAAGAUCGAAGUCCGACUCCGCUCGGCCUCGAAAGCCACUCGUAAUGAUCCGAGACCAACACCGCCCCCUGAAUACUAUAUUCGUCUCGUGAAUGAGGGUUUACCGGACGAAGAAAUGGCCAACGGGAGCUCAGAUGACAUGUCUGUCUCCAGCAACUCCUCUGAGGCGGAUAUAUUUGCCGAAUUUGAGUGGCUGGAGCAGAUUGAUGGGCUCAUAUUCAACCAAGACGAUAGCGACCCAGACAAGACACCGGUUGGCUAUUGUGAUGGCAAAUUGAUCAGACGUGAAAAGAUCCGCGACAAGUUUUGGUUCGCCAUGGAACAGCCAACCGAAGAAACGUGCUCUCUCGCGUUUGAUCUUUUCGACAGAUACGGCCGCUUGAAGCCUGAGUUCAAGAGCCAUCCGAUCAAGAAGGGCUCUGGUAUUUGGAACGCUGAGCUAGACGACGGAGACAUAUUUUUAAUUCAGUCCCUGAGAAUCGAUGGACAAUAUCGCCGCCUUGGACAGGGAAGCACGCUUGUGAAAGCCAUGCUGGAAAAGGUCAGGGACAAAACUUUAAGUUUUGUUACUGUUGUGCACCCUAGUGUUCUGCGCAGUGAAGUGCUAUGCGAGCCUCGCGGGGAAGAGGUGCCCAACAAGGAAUCGUCGGAAUUGGCUGCUAUAGAUAUUUCGAAAUCUUUCUGGCGAUCUUUGGGGUUUCGACGAAUCGGCUCUUCUUCGUGGUUUGGGCUCGCCUCGGACCCAGAACACCCAUGCCAUCAUCUAGCUGCUGAAAGCGACUAUGAGAUUCCAGCACUGUCUUCAAGCAUCCUAGACACCGAGCUGGAGCGCAAGAUGAAAACUGCCCUGGAGUGCAGCAGUGACAACGACUUUGUGCACUUUCUUAGCCAAACCUGGGGUGAUGCUGCGGGGGAUGACCCGCGAUGGACAUCAACGGACACAAAUGGAAAUACUGUUUUGCACCUUGCUGCAACCAACAUCAAACCCAAUAGUGUCCAGUGGAUUUUGAGAAGAGCUAAAGUGCUCCUUCAUCAGCGCAACGCCCACGGCGAGACUCCAUUGGAUGCUCUGCUGACAAGCCUCGAGGAUAGUAGGACAACACGUCGCUUUAAUGCAUUGACCGAAGAUAUUUCAGACCAGUUCACUGGGUUCAACGACGCUGCGGUUGACUGCCUAAAGUUUCUCAAUGGCGGUACGGAAGUGACCGACGUCGAUUGGCAGCGCCUCAAAUACGGAUGUACCUGUGGGCAAUGCAUCUCAGGGUUCCUGAGUCCGCGGAUGUGUUUCGCUUUGGAAUGUCAGGCUGACAUAUGGUCAGAUUUCCUUCGUGAAGACAUUGAGGAUGGAAAUUUUUGGGUUGAAAGCAAUAGCACCUUUCUCAGCUUCCUACCGCGCCGUGUGCAGAAUAAUCUGAAGAGUAAUAAGUCUAUGAGGUAUGGGGUCAUGAACCUCUGCGACCAUAUCGCUAACUGUCUCCGCGGACAUAUGAUCCCAAAUAAGCCAAACGUGGAAAUGGUGUUGCAUGACGCGAGUGAGUGGCCUCCUACAUCUAGGAGUUUCUUACAACGUGGUGGGAGCGUUGGUGCGGUCGCCACCAUGCUUUUCCAAAGGGCCAUGGAGAGCGAUGAAUUAGCGGGAGAUCCUUUGCACAUGGAGACUUUUGAGGACCAGAUCCAGCAACUUUCCGAAUGCAGGAAUGACCAUGAAUUCGGUUUUGUCAGCGGAAUGUGCGGAUAUGAGAGAGUGUCAGCCUUUUGA